GCAGCAGCAGCAGCAACAGCAGAAGCAGCAGCAGAAGCAGAAGCAGAAGCAGCAGCAGUAGGUUUUGGCUUUGGCUUUUGGUUCAGUGCGCUAUUAGAGGAGUUUGCGUGUGGCUGAGUGAGAGAGAGCCUUGUCAACAGCAAAGCAAAGCCAAAAACAGUGCCAACCGAGACAGACAUAGCCAAAACGGGAACGGCCCUUCGAUUAGGCACCUAAAUAGUGUUCAUUUUUCUUCUGUGCGUGCGGGUGUGUGUGUGCUUGUUUGUUUGUAUUUAUGCUAUAAACAAAUUAACAAGGUAAGCGUCUUGACCAGCAAAAAUAUCGAUAAAUACACAGUAAAUAGUGCAUAUCAAACGACAGCAGUUGAAGUAGCUUUUGCAAUAACAGUUUGACAACGACUGUGCUGCUGCUGUUGGCAGCGAGCAGCGGACAAUGAACUCGACAAUGCAAAGCGCCCACUAAUUCACAAACAAACACUAACACUCUCACACUCACUCUGGUGCUCUCGCACUCACACUCAUACUCUUUUCGUAUAUAUGCAUUUGCAUAACGGUUCGCAAAGUCAACAACGGCAGCAAUGGCCACUGCGAUGCUGCGUUUGAGCGCAAGGACAACGAAACAUUUGACAAUUGCGAAUCAAGUGAGCUAAGAGCUAAUUACUUACAUUCCAUAUAUUUACUUGAGGAAAAUAACAAGUAAAAACAUGUCCGCUCUACGGUUUCCGUUUCCGUUUCCGGCAUGCACAGCAAACAACAAGCAGCAACAACAGCCAGAAGAGGACAAACUCAACAGUUGCCGCAUCUUGCGUUUGUCGUAGUUUCGUGAACUGACACACACACACACAUACACAUAGUCCAAUAUUCAUAUACACACACAAAACAAAUUUGCAUUAAAGUUGUAAAGAGCACGAAAAUUUUGCCUAAAGGGGAAGCAAUUGAAAAUUCAAAAUGGGCAGUUUGCCGAAUUUGCAUGAGCUGGAGGAGGCGGAGCGAAAGAGGGAGAAACGUCGAGAAUACGAAUUGUUGUUGGAGCAGCGUGCAAGGGACACGAGUCGUGAGUGCGAACGCUUAUCGGUAUUUGCACAGCAGCGUAAGCAAUCCUCGUACAAUGCUUAUAUUAUGUCUGGCCUGGGCAUUGGCGGCAUCAGCGGCGGCGGCGGUUCGCUAAGUCUUGCCACAACGGCCAAUGGCUAUGGUAACGGACACAUAGAGCUGGCUAAUGAGACAACAACAACAUCAGCAACAUCAACAACUGCAACAGCAGCAUCAGCAACAACAACAACAACAACAGCAACAGGAACAACGCUGAGCGGUUUUGCCAUGCUGGGCUUGGCUAGCAGCCUGAUGAACAGCAAGAAAUAUCCGCAUUCCUAUCAUCAGCACAUGCAUCCGCACCAGCAUUCGCACCCGCAUCCCCACCCGCAUCCGCAUCCACAUCCGCAUCAUCAGCAUCGACAUUCGCUGACCACGCGGCAUCGCGUGCUGCGCACUCGGACACGCAGCUCGGGCGGUCCACAGAAUGUGUGGGACGAGCAGCUAAUGGAGCACUUGACUGCCUAUUCACCGUCACCGAUCUCGACGCGUUCGCAUCGCAUCAAUCCCGUCUCCUCGUACCAGGUGCAGGCAGCAUUGGCGGCAUCGCGACGUCGCGAAUCGAUCAACAGCUCGAUUGGGGCCACCUCGAUACGCCGCCUGAUCACGCUGAACAAUCGCAACUGCCGUCACAAGGUGCCCGCCCAUGUGCGCCAGAGGGUGUGGCGGCAGUUCACCUGCCUGAGCAUCGCCCACGGCCUGAUGAGCGCCGUCCUGCUGCCGGUGAUGGCCUUGCAGGGCUCCAGCGCCGUCUGGCACCAUCGCGAGCAGUGGCUGCCCAUCGGGCCGAACAUUGGCUCCCUGCUGCUGGGCGCACUCUUCCUGGUCGCCGCCUGCAUGAGUGUGCCGGGCAUACGGCUAAUCCGGAGAUUCGGCUAUACCCCGCUGCUGGCCGGGAACUGCUUGGCCGUGACCUUGUUCCUGCUGUCGCACCUGUAUGCCUCCAUCUAUACGCUGCUGCCGGCAUACUUGCUGCUGGGCUUCAUGCUGAGCGCCGCCAACAGCUGCAAGGCGGCACUGAUUGUCCACUAUGGCGGCAAGCUGAGCUGCUCCCACGAGCAGGAGUGCGCGUCGGAUGCGCUGCUGGAGGAGCACAAGAUGUUCUGCAAUCGGGAUCAGAAGGUGCGCCGCCUGGCCCGCUGGCUGCGUGCUGCCCAGGAUCUCGGCCUGAUCCUGGGCGCCCUGAUGGCCUCACUGCUGCUCGCCUGCAAUGCGAACGACUGGAGCUGCUCCUCGGGCAGCGCCGAGCCAGCCGGCAACGGCAGCCUGCUGCCCGCCACCAAUUGGCCACAGCCGGAGGACUUCUACAAUCGGAACGAGCAUGGCGAACGCAUCUGUGGAGCCGACAUGUGCCCGCUGCAGCUGGACCCCAGCUGGUUCGCGGCCAAUGACACGGGCGCCAUCUAUGCCGGCUUCAUUGAGAGCGGCUCCCGUGCUGGUGGCCAGUCGCUGCUCUGGCUCUACGUGGUGCUCUCGCUGCUGGCGCUGCUGCUGUCCCUGCUCCAGGGACGUCAGGUUCUGGUGGCCGCCAACAGGCCAGAGCGUUCGCUCAAGGAUGUCACGGACACGCUGCUCUUUGCCGGACCGUUGGCCUACUUCGUGGGCACCGAACAGGGCUACAUGCUGGGCGACUUUCUGCGCGCCUUUGUCUCCUGCUCCCUGGGAAUCAACAUGAUACCGGGCGCCCUCAUUGGCAUGGGCAUAAUGCAGCUGAUCGUCUCCUGCACGCUCAGCAUGCUGCUCCGGCACACCAAGCGCAUCGUGGUCAUAUUGGCUGGCUUCUUCUUUCAUUCGUGCUUGCUGCUGGCGCUGUCCAGCUGGAAGCCGUCGAGCGACGAUAGCGCCCUCUUCUAUGUGAUAGCCGCCUCGUGGGGCGCCUGCAAUGGCAUGUGGGAGACGCUGCUCCUCUCGCUGGUCACGCUCAAUCAUGUCCAGCACGAUCAUGUGACGGAUGUGACGGCACCGCUGCAAUCGAUGCGUUUCCUCGGCCUGGCCAUCACGUUUGCGGCGCACGGCUUCCUCUGCGAAUCGGUGAAGAUCAUUGCGCUCGUCGUCCUGCUGGUGAUCAGUGUGCCGCCCUAUGCGAUGCUCGAGAUACGCCUGGAGGCGCAGCGGAAGGCGACGCUGAUCAGCUUAUGACGCAGCUACUUCAGCUAGUCCCGGAGCCGGGGCACUGUGGCACGCACGCACACCAUGUAACCAGCAUCGGAAGCGGCGUAUCGCAGGCUGACUGACUGACUGAUCGAUACCGUCGAUCAGCAGCUAUAAUGCCCCAUCCAGAACGGAGCAAAGACAUAUUCGAGUUCGCUCAAUCCAAACAGUAUUCAGAUUAGACACAGAUAGAGUGGGAGCUGGAGAGAGAAGAGACAAGGAGGGGAGGUG
Drosophila navojoa is the source of this 3473-nucleotide messenger RNA. RefSeq names its product UNC93-like protein. Gene Ontology annotation, cellular component: plasma membrane; striated muscle dense body. Gene Ontology annotation, biological process: regulation of potassium ion transport; regulation of muscle contraction. NCBI's taxonomy places the organism in Eukaryota, Metazoa, Arthropoda, Insecta, Diptera, Drosophilidae. Gene Ontology annotation, molecular function: potassium channel regulator activity. The record is from RefSeq and is a predicted model, not a curated record.